Molecule: messenger RNA, 12226 nt
Organism: Limulus polyphemus (Atlantic horseshoe crab)
Lineage: Eukaryota; Metazoa; Arthropoda; Merostomata; Xiphosura; Limulidae
Product: protein FAM160B1-like
Exons: 2
Coding region: 808-2937 (709 amino acids)
Source: RefSeq, a predicted model, not a curated record
UCUCUCAGUCCACGUAUGUUAGAUUUUAAUUUUUGUUCAUAUUAAAUUAUCCGUUACAUAUAUAUUUGACUCGGGUGAAAUAUGACCACAUUACUGUUUUAGCAUGCCAUUCCAUAUCAUACUAGCAGUUAAUUACCAGAGACGUUUGAACACUAUUUAGCGUAUUUCGAACACCAAUUGAACGUGACAGUAAUUUGAGUAAACAUAAGCCUUAGCGCCUAUUCUUUUCCUAACUCGCAUCGUAAUGUAACUGUAAGUACGUACUUAUAUCUGAGUGACAAUGACAUGCCAAAUGUGUAUAGUCGGUGUCUGGUGUAUGCUGUUCUAGUGUUAUUGUUACAAAUGAAACAUGCAAUGUGAAUAAAAUAAUAUUUUGCUGUUUUCGAACGUUAUUUAUUUAUGGAGAUACAAAUGUCGGACAAUUUUGUAAAGAAAAUUGCGCUGGUGUUUUGUUUAUUACCGUGGAACCAACGUUAGAACUACUAGUAUUACUAAUAGUGCUACACGGUGUUUAAGAAGUUACUGAGAUUAAUUUUUGAAUAUCACCUUCCAAUCUCAUCAUCAGAAAAUGAACUUUGUGAAACUGGAUAGUACUGGACAUUUGGUAGUUGGCAUUAUUAUCAGCUGAAACAGAUUUCUAACCAGAGGACUUGCAUUCAGACUUUGUUAAUUUAUAUCACUGACAAAACAAAGCCUAUAUGGUCUUUAUACACUAGAAAAUUUAUUGAGAUUGCUAAAGGCAAUGGUUUAAAAAGAUUCGAUGAGCUUUUAUAUUUGAAGUUUUGAAAUAUUAGUACUGUUUGGAAUAUGUUCAGUCGGCUUGCAUGUGCUCUGUACAAUGCAGUAGAUGCACUAGCACCUCCACUUCCUUUGCAUGAAGAAUUUAGUCGUCACUGGACUGCUAUCAGAAGUUUCUACACCAACAAAGAAUCUUCGUGUUGGUUACCAGUAGAGAUAACAAACAUUCCUGAUCACUUACAUCAGAUGGCCUGUAUAUUAGAACAGGAAGAAGGAGAAGACGAGACUGAUGAUGCCCAUCCUUGCAUGGAAUAUUUUUUACAGCAGAAAAUCUUGGAAAGUAUGUGUGGACUGGCAAGAGCUGAUUCUCCACCUGGUAUAAAACGACACAUAAUUUCAUUUGCAAGUAGAAUACUGUCCAGUGUCAAAUUUGACCUUCUUCCUCAUGUGUCGGUAUGGUCAGCAGUCCACAAAUUAGCUAAGAUGUGUGGGGAGGAACUUGCUUCACCUUAUGAAAAAGAGGAAAUGGAUUUUGUAUUUUUUCUUUCGAAUAGAUUAAUGGGGGAUUCACACUUGUUCAACCACUUCAUUUGUGAUACAUACAGAAAUGUUUCUCAAAAGAGCUGUAAUUCAGCAAAUACUUCUCAAGAUGGUACUACAGAAGUUGUGAUUGCUGUCCAAAAAAUGGAUAUCCCUUUACUACAAUCACUUAUAACAUUUUUACAUAGCCCAGAUCAUGACAUUUCAUCCAAAGCUAGUGAUUGUCUUGUAAAAUGUGCAGCUGCUUUUGAUGAAAAGACCAUGAAUAUUUUGAUUCAACAAACAGAGUUUUGUUGUAAAAUAGUUACAUUUCUUUUGAAUCAGUACCAUGAGGUUAAGAGACACUCUAGCUUUCAGGACAUUGAUGACAUAGAGUUAUUUUCAGUUCAUUCUGAUGAGAACAAUAGCAGUGAUAUUCAUCUUUCUACAGGAAAAAGGCAGAUCUUGUCAUUUGUAAGGUGGCUUAGUUUCUUUGAUAAUCUGGUUGGUGCACAGUCACAGCUGGGAGAGAAUCUUCAAGUUGUUUUUUCUGAUCUUUUUCUUAAAGAAGAAAUAAGUGCUGAACUAGCAGAUUUAGAAAAUAGUGACAAAAUCCUAUUCACAACAAAACUAAUUUCUCUUUGUAUUCAUAGCAUUUCUUCAGAGAUCCUUAUAUUAGAUUUUGGGAUAUUUCUUGUUGGGAAUGAAAGUAAUCCAGAACUUCCUGGAGGUAUGGACCACUUCCUUAAACAACUUCUAAUCAACAGGUGCAAUGAAACCACAUCAUCUUCUAAAGUUAAACUAGCGACUUUGCAGUUAUUUGAAGAUUUAUUACAAAAACCUUCUGAAGAAGUGAUGGAAAGUUUGAUACUCAGGAACUUGACUGGAAGAAAAUAUUAUGACUAUUUAUUUGUUGAUGAGCAUAUUUACUUCAGUGAUGAUGAAGUAAGUUGCCAAAGGAAGAGUCUAUAUGAAGAAUUAGAUGUUUCCCCUGGAUCCUCCCCAGUAAGUCGAACCUUUGCACCUAGUUCCAUCCACAAAAUAUUAAAUUGUUUUCUUCUUCUUCUCCCUGAUGAAUUGAAGUCCUGUGAAGAAAAUGAUGACUCUGCGUAUGAUGUGUAUAUUAAAGACGCUCACCGACAGUUUCAACAAUGUCUGCUACUCUGUGAUGAAUGGAACUGGCCAGAUCAUCCUGGUUUUGAUGAUGAUGACACUGACUCCUUAGUGAGUGAAACAUCUGAUUCUGAAACUGAGGCAGAUGCUACUUGCACUUUCUUUUAUGAGGGAUCCUUUUUGGAUAUGUUAUUUUGUAAAUUAGAAAAUAUGCUACAGCAACCCUAUGAACUGAAUCUGCAAGUGACUUCACUUAUAUCCAGGUUGGCACUUUUUCCACAUCCCAAUCUACAUGAGUACCUACUGAACCCUCUUAUCCCAUUGGUUCCAACAGCAAGAUCUCUGUAUUUAGUUCUGCUUAAACUAGUUGAAGACAUAAAGGUUUCAGUACAGGGUGUCCAGAACCUUAAAAAAAAGCUGGAACUUACAAGAAAAAUCCUACUCAAUAAUGAAGAAGGGUGCAACACUUUUGAGGAAAGUAAUGUACUAGAAGCAAUAAUUGUAUUAGAAGAGUUCUGUAAAGAACUUGCAGCCAUAGCAUUUGUUAAGUAUCAUGCAUGUUCAUGAUGAAAAAUGCUAUGUGCUGGAAAUUAAUUUCUAAUUUAUAUGUAAUGUUUUCCAUGUAUGAUUAAGUAUUUUUUUGUGUUACGUUUAGAUCAUUGUUAAUUCACCAUAUACAUGUGUGUAUGUUCAUUAGCAGCACAGUUUGCAGAGUGGAAUAAUUUAUACAUUAUAAUUAAUCAUUUUAUUUUGGUUUGGAUGAUAUAAUCAAUCAUUGAACUUUCAAUCAAAGUAAGGCAUAUCUUAUCAAAAGUGUAUUUAAAAUUUAUAUACUUGUGCUGUGCAUGAAUAUUCUGUAAGUCAUUUUCUUAAUAGCUGGGGGAAAGGGACAAAAAAAUAUUUCUAUCUUUUUUCACUCUAGUCUUAAACAGUCAUGAAAUGUGUAGUUCAUUAUGAAAAGUACAUUCAUGUACAAUAGAGUUUGGUACAUUUUAAUAUCUGUACACCAAAAUUAUUAACAAAUACUAUGGUUAGUUUAUCUUUGAAAUUUGUAUUGUAAAAAUUUUAGUAAGUUUUUUAGAAUUUAUUGCCUGGUAAAAUUUUCAUAAAUAAAGUUGUUCAGCAUGUGAAAAUUUUAAGAUGCUGAUAACCUUAGUGAAAAAUUAAAACUAUACAGAAGAAUAUAGUGUCUUAAAUAUUAAAAAAACAAGUGACACACACAUAUAUAUAUAUAUAUAUAUAUAUAUGUAUUUUUUAUAAAUGUAUUUAGUGGAAAAUAAUAUGUACCAGUGUACUGGAAAUUUACUGAUGCUUUAGCAAGCUUCAAAUGUUUAUAAUUGGCAAACACAUUGUUAUGUGUAAACUUGUAUAGGACAAAUUAUAAAUUUCUUGAGAAAGCAUCUAUAUUUUUGGGCUUUUUCAGUCACCACAUACAUGUGCCAUUAAAAAUACAAGCCAGAUAAUUGUUCUAGUAACUAUGAAAGUUUUUACCAAAUUACCCUUUCUUUUUUUACCAGGUAAAGUGAAAUAGUUUAAUAUCAAUAUAUAUUUAUCACUUUCCAAAAAAUUAUCAGUGGUAGCAUGCAAAUGUCAUUAACUAUUCAAUGUGUAUUAUAUGAUUGACAAUGUCUUUUUAAUAAAGUUAAGUGACACUGAUUUUAGAAGCGAGUUGUUUUAUAGGUGUUUUAUUUUUAUAAACUAGUGUAUUAUAAUGUAGGUAAGAAUUUGCAAUUAACAAAUAGAUUAGUCAAUAUAUUUUUCCUUUCAGUUCAGCAUAACAACAUGGCUGCAUAUGGGGUCACUGCUGCAAUACAUAUAUUCUAUAUUUACAUUAUUUGUAAUUAAUCUCUUACAAGCUUAUGACUUAAAAAUAUAAUAUUAAAAUGGCUUUUUUAACAGUAAUAUAAUUUAAGCUAAUGAGUUUGGGGGAUUGUAGCCUUUCUAAAUGAAAAUACUAAAUUACAACAUAAAGCUAGGGCUCCGAGUUAGGGCAUUAAAUAUUAAAAUUGAGAUAAUAUCCAGUAUUAUAGUGGUUACCAGUUGUAAUUUCAGUAUAUUUUGUGAAAAUCUUCUCAUAUGUGAUUUCUAUACUUUCACAUCCCUUAUUUUGUUUUUUGCACCAGGGCCUGAAAUCUGCAUCGUUUAUUUCGCUCUAACCAGCUAGGAGGCUUGUUAGCCCCACUAGAAUAGCAAAAACAAUAAUCUAAUUGGUCCUGUUGGACCAAUUAUAUUUUUAAGCAUUUUUCAUUUUACUUUGUCUUCAAACAUAUAUUUCUAUACUUUUUUCCCUGAAAUCAUAGUUGAGUGUUGGUGUUGUGAAAGUAUGUACUUCAAAAUCCCAAAUGGAGCCUCUAGAUUUUUGGCCUAUUUUUGAACAUUAUGGGAAGUUCCUAUAACAUCUGGAAUGUAAGAACGGCAGGAUAGAUCCAAAUGAAGUGUUAUGAAUAUUAACAUCUCAAAGGAGAAAUACUUUACCUUUUUGUUUUCAAUUAAAGUUUUCUUUAAUGUUACACAUAUAUGUACAUAAAUAUUGCAUUUGUGUCUUUCUUCAAAAAUUCACAUCUGCAAUUGAUGAAUAUAUAUAUAUAUAUAUAUAUAUACACACACAGCAUUCUUAGAAUGAACCUGAUAUGGCCCAUUUAGAUUUCUUGGAGAGGCAGUUAGAAAUUUUGGACCCUAGUUUGCAUAUACAUGUAACCUAAUUGAUAAAGCAGAUGUGCAAGAUAAUUUUAUUAAUAAAUACUUUAUUUUCAGUUAAAAGGCAGGCCUAAUGAACAACAAUGAAUUAUAAAAAAUUACAUAACAGAACUGAAACAUACAAAUAUUGUGCUUUAUGUUGUAUAUACCAUGAACAUUGAACCAUCAGUCAAACGAAAUCCAACUUUAUAUACAAUUGUUAAUGUGUUGAGAAAUCAAAGUAAUAAUUAUGUCAACAGUUUUCAAAAUCAAACAACUUUAGUAUUAAGUUUGACCCCUAAAAUCAAAAGGAUAUUGAAGUGUUGACAUAGAACUGAAGGCACAUGGAAAACAAUCAUACCCUAUAGAGUGAAAUAGUAAUUUUCAUGGUUUAUCUGGGCAUUUCAACUCUUCAAAAUGUGUAGAAAAUAAUUGUGAAUUAUUACAUGUAUGUGUAUAUUUAUUAAAGAUAUGAUUGUUCAUUUCUUUUGAAAUUUCAAUCUGUUUUGAGGAACAUUGCAUCCCCUAGGAUAUUUGCCAAAAUUGUAAGUCUCAGGAAGAACUUACAGGCCAUAAGCAAUUGGCUAGAGGUCUGGAGUCCUCUUAAGUGCCCCAGAAACUGUGGUUUUAUGCUUGCAAAAGUAGAAAGUAUUUAAAUUUUAAACACUUUCUUUCUAUUUAAAGAAAAUUAACUAAACAAACUGUUAAAUUGAUCAUAUGUUGUAUACAGCAGUAUUUGUUCAAAACAUAUGACAUGGAAGCCAAUCACAAUAAAACAGUGCUAUUAGUGAAGUUAAACAAUUUCAUUUGAAGCCAAAAAAAAUGCUUGAUACCAGUUUAUACAACAAUGGUAAUUACAAUAAGUGAGGAUUCCUAAAAAAAUGUUCACAGAAGCCUUAAAAAUUAAGAGGUUUUGUUGAUUUUUGGCUGAUUACAAAAGACAUUCUGUAGAAUUCAUGAUCAGUUAAAGUAUUCUGGAUAUAAUAGGCAUUUUUCAGAGUUACUUAUUUUCAAAAGGAGACAGUUGUACAAGGCUAUCAUACAUCUUUCACUGUAUUUCAGUAAAAAGAUACUACAGUGCACACUUGAACAAAAUGGAGAAAAUUCAGAAAUAUACAUUUAUUUGAAGCCAUAGCAUUCAGACUGAUGACAGCCUUGCAUCAGAGGCUUCAUACUGUUAUCAGUCCAAACUAUUCAAAGAAAUAUUUGUAAAUACUUAUAAGUAACAACAAACAGUGUUUACUUUUAUAUUUUACGAAAGCCUAGUUUUAACUGCUGUGUGUAAUAGUUAUUUUGGAACAUAAAUGUAAUAGCUUUAUACAGUAAGUAUUAAAGCUAUGACAUUUGGAAUAAUGAUAUUUAAAUAAUUUGGCACCAUUAGCAAUAACUUUUCUUCCAGUGUAAAAUACAUCUUACAGUUUGUAAUCGUGUUACAAAUGAGAGGAAAAAAUUGUAUUUGAAAUGAUAACUCGCCUCUAAACACAGAAAUACUAUCUUCCUUGUGUGUCAGCCUAAGUGACUUGUAUGCCACUUACCUUGAGCUAAUUCUCACAUUUAACAAGAACUGUGCUGGUGCAUGAUGAGGUCAUCAUGAGAUAAAAGCUCUCCACCAAUAGGAGGGAGACCAUGACCUCCAUGUGCAGUAACUCCCCCUAUGCACUUACACUCAUGAUAAUAUAAUUCUUUCCUCAGUGUUGUACAACACAAACAUGUUCAAUUUUCAUCUGGCUUCAAUUUGAUGAGAUUUGCAUUUGUUAACACAACUUUGAUUUUCAUUCUCUUUAUUUUUGUUCAAUUUUUGAUUUUUUAUAUCAUGAAUUCUUAAGUGACAAUGACUUCUACUUAUUCCUAUACGAGUCAUAAUGUUACACACACACACACACCUUAUUUCUACUAUGGUUUCUAAAGGUUCAUUAACUGUUGGGGUUGUUCCAGUCUUUAUUCAACAUGUUGUGGAUUACCAUGUUUACUGGGCCUCCUACUCCAGUCCUGUCAGCCAACUUAUUUUCUUCUCAGUUUAGAAUGGCCUAUUUGACUAUGAAUUUAACCUGUUUACUGUUGUAGUGCCUUGCCAUUAGAGGUAUGACCCUACCAUUCCAAUUUCUUUAUGGAUUUCCUUCUCGGGUAUGUUCUUUUCCUUAUCUUUCACCGGUUUCCUUUAAUAUUUCUUGUUCUUCACUCAAUGAACCCAAUUCUUAGGUUUUUACCUUUUUUCUCCUUGCUUGUUAUUAGGGUUUAUGCCAUUUCCUUUCUCUGACAGCUUCUCUCUUACACCUUAAUGCCUUGGACCCUUGCAUUUGUGACUCUUUUGUUUUUAUUUGUAGACAUUCUUCCUUUCCAUUCUAGGUUUCCUGUUUUUGACUUGCUUGAGGAUCAGACACCUUGCCUUCUAUUUUGCUCUGUUUUUAUCUUUUUUCUCACCACCCUCCUGUAGUCCAUCUUCUCUCUCCACCUUUUGUCCUAGACACUUCAUCAUGCUCCAGAGAGGUUUCUGUAGAAGUUUGUUUCCUUCUCUUUGCCAGCUUAGCCUGUCCCACUUCUGCUCUGUCUCUCCUUACUUUGUUCCCCUGCCAUUGGGUCAAGUUGCAUUCCCCUUAACUGUAUAUUGUCUUUAUCGGGCUCCUUUUUUUUCUGCCUGGGCAUCUUUGAUGGUGUUCAUUUCUCACUGAAGACCUGGACUGAAGUUGUGCAUCUUUAGUAUUUAUUAUGUUCAUAGAUUUUUUAUUAUUUCUCAACAUUGCCUUUUGACUCCUCUUCCUCUUCUGGAUCAGUCUACCCUAACAUUCCUGUUCCAGGUCUUCCUCUUUUUCCCAUCCUCCCGCUACCCAGUGUCUGGUCCAUAGCUCUUGUCUGUGACUAUCAUGUCAAAUCCAGCCUUUUGGGUACCCAUCUCUUCCUCUUCACGUGCAGUUCGUCUCAUUUUCUACCAGCAGUUGUUUUUCAUUUUCUCCCUCAAGGUCUUUCUCUCCACUUUUCUUCUCAUUUUCUUUUCUCAUCCCUCUGACCCUGUCUGUGGUCUUUUUCACCUGGUCUACAGUUGGCCAUGGUCAAUAUGUUGGACAUCUUCCUACACAUCCCUAUUGACCUGUCCUCCAUAUGUUUUCUACAUUCAAGCCAUCAAAUUAGUGCCUUUCAAUUCCUUGCUCUUCCCUUUGACAUAGCAUAGACCCCUUUAGUAUCAGUGAGGGCUUUUGUUCACCAUCCUCACAACCUGGGCUGUCAUACCUUUUCUUAGAUGAUUGACUUCUAUUGGCUCAUUCUCUGAUGGCAUCCUCUUCUCACACCUCCCUUAUUUUGCCAGAUGCUAUUCAGUUGAGAUGGAUUUUCAAAAUAUCCAAGUCCUUUCUCACACCCACUCAAUAUUUGUUACUUCUAGGCAUUUUUAUCAUCUCUUAUCUCAACCCAAGUUCAGCAUUCUCCUCUUCACCUGUGAGAUAUGGAGUAUAUGGUCACCAGGAUUUGUACUUCUCAUUCUCAUCAUGUGCAAGUUCUUUUGCUUUUGGGGACCCCAACUUCUCUGAAACCUCUCAUUUGUUUGUGGUACACACACAUGUUCCUCUUUCAGUGGUCCUUGCAGAUCCAAGGGAUUUUUUCUUAGGUUCCAUUGUCCUCAUUUGUGAACCUUGCCUUUUCUUGAAAAAUUGUGACUAAACUGUGCCCAUACUACUUCCAGCAUUCCUUUACCAACUCCCAAUCUAUAUCUUUCUUUUCGCUUAUAUUUUCCUCUCCGAUUGAGGCACAUCUGUGGAUGACGACGACUUCUGGCAUUUGUACACAGGGUGGGCAUUCACUCCACCUCAAUGUGCUUGAAUUCCUCACUGCUCAUAAGGCCUGUUCCCAUUUCAUGCCCUUUCUGGUAAAUCAGUUGGUCACGAUCUACUCUUAAUAAAUCCAUGGUAAUUUCUACUAUCAUGAGGCUCCCAUUCUAGAACCUUCGCUUUUAGGCUCAUUCACAUUGGUUUUGUCUUGUUCCCUGUCAUAUGCCUGGAGCUAUGUAUCUUGUGAUGAACCAUCUCUUGUCCAAACCAUGGCUUCACCCCCAAAUCUAUCAUUGGGUUUACUCUUGUUUGAGCAUUCUCCUUUCAGAUUCCUUUACCACUCCUCUUGAUUCUACUAUUCCUCCUUUCUACAAGCCUGCUCCUUAUCCUUUGGCUCUCGCAGCUCUCAGCCAUGGCUGGCCUCACCUUUUUAUAUAUGCCUAUCUACUUCUUCCACCCCUCCCUUGGAUCCUAGAAUUGAUAUGCAACACUCUUCAAAUCCUACUGUGACACCUCUUUGGCCACCUUAGCAUUGGUUUCCUCUGGUUUUUUGCUUGGUGUCCAGCCCCCCCCCCUCAUGUACCCAGUGUCCCCUCACUCUUGUUUCAACCUUACAUGGCUUUUUUUUGUCAAGGGAUGUUAUCCCUUUAUCUUUAUGUGUGGUAUUUGUUUGGUCCAUUCUCAUAUUGUGUAACCUUCUUGUCGUAUUCCUAAUGCCCUUCUACUUUGUCUAUCAAGGAAAAGGACAGUUUAUCAUCAUGGAUCCAUACACCCCCCCCCUUCCUACUGUGGUAACCCUUCUGCCUUUUUUUGGUUGGCUGUUCGACCAUGGUUUAUUGGUCUUUGCCAUUGCUGAUUAUCAGGUUUGUCCAUUGCAUUUCACUUUUCCUAGUUCCAAAGGGUGUUUUCUUCUCCUGUCCUCUCCUUGUCCAACUCUCAUGCCUGCCUGGGUCCUUAGUGUGGUUUUACACACUAGCAGUUGUGCCCUGCUCAAGCCAUUAGCUUUUUGCUCUUUGUACCACUUUUCUCUCACAUCAUAUUUCUUCUUCUUUUUCUCUUUUGGUUACAGUAAUUUGGUUGUCUAAGCUUCUUGCACCCUCUUCCAUGGGACUUAUAUACUACUCUACCCAGAUCAGUCAUUCCUUCUUCAAAUUUCUGCUAUUUAGGAGGUUAACCAUCCUUUUUCUCCUAUUUCCCUUUGUUCUGCCUCUCAACUCUGUGAUCAUUUAAACUAAGAUGGGCUCCUAUGUUCUAUUUUGUGUUGCUUAUCAUUGGCUUCUCCCUUGCCAUCAACUGUUCCUACCCUGGAACAUCUGUUCUUCCAGGGACUUCUACCCCUAUGGGUGACUCCAUUGACUUAUCCAAUUUGUAUAUUUGUCUCUGGAUGUGGAUGCUUGCAGGCUAUUUCACAUUCAAUUUGUCACCUUUCUCAUUUUCUUGCUUCCCAUCUUUGUGGGCAUGUGGAUGACUCCCCAAAUAUUUGUCAUUCCUUCUCUUCACUACCUGGCUAUUUAAUCUCCUGCAGAAUUUCAACUUUCACUGGCCUCCAUACUUCAGUCUACCCACUGUCUUUGAAAUGGGUACAUAUAUUUCCCUUCCUUUCCAUUGAAAAUGGUCCAGACAGGUGGCUUGUGUUGCCUUACAGGGUAUACUUAUUUCCCAAACUCCACAUUGAGCUAGGAUAACAGAAGGUGCUAAAACCAUCCACCCUAGUUCUUUCUACCAGUGUCCACUGUGAGAUGGGGUAUUCUGCAAGAUCACUUGAGGUACCCUUGUGGUAUACAGAUUUACUCAGUUGUCCAAUCCAGACUGUACCAAUUCAAUAAAAUAUCAUGAAAAAAGUCAGCACCAGAGUGGUGACUGCCCAUUUAUUUGGCUCACGCUUCCCAGCUUUUAAAAAUAGGAUUAAUGAUCACCCAUUGCAAUGUCUCCAGUGGAGCAUGGAAGAUCCUUACUACUUACCAGUUCCUAGCCAAUGGUGUGGCAGGCCAUAGAGAAUCCUCACCAGUUUGGCUUUGCACAAUACAGUGAGAAGUAGGCAGGUGGUGGCAGUGUCAAUAUAGUAUGGGUCACCCCUUACAAACAUAACACAUAACUAAUGAGCCCUCCUCCUGCAGCCAAAGCCUGUUUAUUCAGUAGAAUCUAGGUAAGUACACACCACAUGAUCUUAUUGUACCCCAACCACACUACACAUAAGCUUACCAACUGCUUAUGUGUAAGUGUUCAAAUGGUCAAGUUGUCAUUCCACCCAUCCCUGUGACACUUGGGGCUCAUUUGCCUCUCCCCACUUAUAUUCUAGUCAAGAUGAGAUGCAGUCUCCCACAGAUGUGUCACAUUUACCUUGAGCUUUCUAAAGGGAGCUCAUCUAGGUAAAAUUUUGCCCCUCCACCUUUUCAGUGUGAGAUUGUAGCACUUCUCUGUGUGGAGUUGAGUUACUGUCUAGGAAGUUAACAUUUUCCUAAUCAGAAAAUGUAUUUCUGAUAGAUGCUUACCUCCAAACACAUUCCCACCCAUCCUUCCCACUUCUGGUGCACAUAUUUUUUUGUCUUGCCUCAUCAAAGAGUGGUAUUAUCAGAAGUGCAUAAGGGGAGUUACUGCACAUGGAGACUCUGUCACUCUCCUGUUAGUGGAGGGAUUUUGUUGCAUGAUGAUGUCAUCAUGCACCCAACACAGUUCAUGUUAAACACAUGAAUUUAGGUAGGAGCUACCUCAAGGCUAGUGGUAUGUAAAUCUCAUAGGCAGAUGCAUGCAGAAGUAUCUAUUGGAAAUACAUUUUCAGAUUAGGAAAAUGUUAACUUUACACAAUUUCUUUGUAACAAUAAUGAAAAUUAACAACUAAGUAACUGUACGCAAAGUAUUCUGUAAGAAACAUAAAUCUUUUGUAUCUCUAUAUCGAGUAAAUUCUGGUCCAGUGUAUUUUUGCUAGUUUAAGCUAAUCCAGAUUUUAUGUCUUGCAAAUAAUUUUACAUUCUGAGAUAUUUUAAAGUAAAUUCCAGAUAGUCUUCUGUCGAUAAAUACUUUAAAAAUGAUUAUUCUAUAUUUCAUUUAUGCUAUAUAGUUGAGCUUGCUAUCAUGUGCAUAUACACUAUAAAAGGUAUUGCAGUCUGAAAUUUGAUACAAGUAAAGCAAAUCAUAUGUGUAUACCUUAGAGAACAAAAGCAAGAGUUUUGUAAAAUACUUGCAAUUUAUGUAAUGUGUUGACUACAUUAUUUGCAGUGUAUGAUAUUUGUAAAUACCAUACAAAAUAUGUUAAGGAAUCUAUAAAAUGGAAAGUAACACUCCAUAUCAGUUUAUCGUUUUUGAAAAUGUGAAAUUCUAAAGUCAAAUUCUUGAGUUAAGAAUAUUUGAAUUAUUCCGUGUCAACUUGAUUAAAUCAGAAUGAUCAUAUGCAUAUAGUAAUAAAAUAAAAAAUGGGUUUUAUA